Messenger RNA from Symbiodinium necroappetens, 613 nucleotides. NCBI's taxonomy places the organism in Eukaryota, Dinophyceae, Suessiales, Symbiodiniaceae. The record is from the annotation of a GenBank genome assembly.
GUGUAGCAGGAAGAUGCGCAGCAUCGUGGAGAGGUUCAACACUGAGCACCAAACGGAGGGGUUGACGGCCAGUUACCGUCAUGGCCCAGUGAAGACCGAGGAAAGAACUAGGCGCAAGGAGCGAGCGCUCGGCUUGAAACCAUCUGCUGACACCUUCGAAGGUCGGACUACGGCCUCGCAAGUCUUGGACAUAGUCCGUGGCACGAUUUCGGUGAACUCACCGCAGGCCGCGCUUCGAAUGCUGGACCUCUUCAGGACCUUGGACAAAUCGCUGGAUCGGCUCCUGCUGGUUCGGGUGAUCAAUCGCUACCACCCGGAGUCCGAGACCUUUUGUGGACACAGAUUUAUCGAAAUGAACGUCCUUUUCCGCAAUGGCGUCAGGGCAGGAGCAUGUGGGCGCGAAGGGAAGUCCAUCGACCUGGCAUUGGUUGGCGAGGUAUGUAUUGUCCUGGAUGACUGGUUGCAAGUUCACAGACAAAGGCACUUGCUCUACAAGUUGCAGCAAGGCUUCUUCGACUGGGUCCCAGAGGAUGAAGAGCCUGCAGAUGAGGGGGAUGACUUUCUUAGCACAUUGUCUCUUGGAGGAGACUUCUUCAACCUGGAUGGCGAAUGA